AUGCAUUGCUUACUAAGUCCCUGCAACUUUCUGGCAGCGCUGACAGUGUCCGCAGCCUGGAAGGGUGACGUUGCCAUCGUGUUAGAGGACUACUCCGGCGGAAUGGGCUGUCUUUUCGGAGGUGAGUCGUCAUGUGCUGGAGCCUGGCACAGCGUCCUUCUCUUUGCCUUUCCCGGAAUGCUGUAUACAUUGACGGAGUUCCAAGUUCUGCAAGCUGCCUCUGCCACAGCUUACUUCUUGCUCGCGGCGUUGCAGCUUCCCCUGCAAGACCUCGCGCUCUCAGUGCUUGAUGGCUCGAUGGCGGCAUUUCGGUUUUCGAUGCUGCCAGCAAUAGGGCUAGUGGCAGCCGGGCUGGUGCUCUACGGCCAUGGCUCCAGUCAAGCCAAGAGUUUGUUUGCUAUACCGGCAGCGGACGACCCGAUCAAGCAUCGCAAGCCACCCAGAGCGGAGAAGCUGUGGAUUCGUAUGGACCGGGACCGCAGUGGGACCAUCACAAGGGAGGAGCUUAUGUGCGAUGAGUUCCAGGAGAUUCUCAAGGUGCUGUGCCACAAGCCUCUUGAAGCGACUCGUCCUUUCCGCAUCGUUCUCUGGGGCGAGUCGAACGCAGCCUACGGCCGAUCCGAGAUCAACGUUCCGCAGGCAGUGGACUUCUGCAUGCGAAAGGCUGCGCAGAACGCCUCUGGUGAACUGUCCUUCGAGGAGUUCAGCUCUUUUCUGCGAGUAUCUUCCUUGGACUUGAAGGUUCUGCGCAGAGCAGGGGCCAGCAGUCGCAAAGCCGAUCUCAUCUUCGCGCUUUUUGACCUCGAUCAAAGUGGGUUUCUGGACAAGGAGGAAUUUCUGGAGGUCUAUCGCUACUUUUUGGGGCACCGACCAACUGUCGACAAGUUCGAGGAGGAAUGGGUGCCGGUCUCUGGCUGUAUAGUCAGCUUCAAGUUGGAUAUUGUCCAUCAUAAGUAUGAUGAAUGCUAUGUGCCAAGCAGUGAGGCAAUACUAGACGAGAAGGUGGAAGGCGCAGCACAUGCGUCUGGUGAAGCCCUGCUUUGGUUAGCCUAUCGUGCGCCCCACACGGGGUCUGGGCCCUUCCAUGCCCAUCGGCCUCUCGUGGCUGUCAGCAAGGCAAGCAAGGCUUUGGAACCAUUCCACCAUUGUGAUGCGGUGGCCCCAGCCGAUGUUGGAGCCUCGGCGCUUCUUGCACUGCCUAGGAGCCAGUGGCGACCGCUUUGGCUGCAGCCUCAUCUUUACAAUCUUGUUGUGACGGUGCAGAGGAUUGAUGCCAGGAAUGAACGCUGGAAUUGCCAAGACAACUCCCUUCUCAACAAGGUACUGAUGCCGCGCCAGAAGCACAUGUUUUCUCGAGUUCAGUCAGAAACGGAGCUUCGAAGGUUUUAUGCCCGGCACCCCCGAUGGGACGCUCAGUAUGAGAAGCUGGACAUGCCUGAACCAGUCAGGUUCCACUGGGUGAGCUGA
Molecule: messenger RNA, 1467 nt
Organism: Symbiodinium necroappetens
Lineage: Eukaryota; Dinophyceae; Suessiales; Symbiodiniaceae
Source: the annotation of a GenBank genome assembly